AUGUUGAGGACCUCUUUUAGCCAAUUGGCCCGUCGCGCCUACUCCAAAUCCGCCGAAUCGCUCACCAUUGGAUUGAUUCCAGGUGAUGGUAUCGGGAAAGAAGUUAUCCCAGCUGGAAAGCUAGUUCUGGAAAAUUUAUCCAGCAAACAUGGUCUCAAGUUCAACUUUGUCAAUCUGCAGGCUGGAUGGCAGACGUUCUUGGACACCGGUAAGGCUCUUCCUGAUGAGACCAUGAGAGUGCUCAAAGAGGAAUGUAACGGUGCUCUUUUUGGUGCGGUUCAAUCGCCCACCAAUAAAGUCGAGGGCUACUCUUCGCCCAUCGUGGCCCUCAGAAAACAGCUCGGUCUGUACGCCAACGUUCGUCCUGUGAAGUCUGUUGAGGGCACUAACGACAAGCCUGUGGAUAUGAUCAUCGUCAGAGAAAACACAGAAGAUCUAUAUAUCAAAACCGAAAGAUCCUACAUCGAUGAGAAGACCGGUACCAGAGUAGCUGAAGCUAUCAAGAGAAUUUCUGAGACUGCUACCAGGAAUAUUGCCAACAUCGCUUUGGAGAUUGCUUUGCAGCGGUACAAGACUAAUGGAAAAGCUACUCUGACCGUCACUCACAAAUCUAAUGUUCUAUCACAGAGUGACGGUUUGUUCAGAGAAGUCUGCAGAGAGGUUUACGAGUCCAACAAGGAGAAGUUCGGCGUCGUAAACUACAAUGAGCAGAUCGUAGACUCUAUGGUCUACAGAAUGUUCAGAGAACCCGAGUGCUUCGACGUCGUGGUGGCUCCCAACUUGUACGGUGACAUUCUGUCCGAUGGUGCUGCCGCUUUGGUGGGUUCACUUGGCGUAGUUCCCAGCGCCAACGUCGGCUCCAGCUUCGUGGUCGGAGAACCAUGUCAUGGUUCUGCUCCAGAUAUCGCUGGUAAGGGAAUUUCUAAUCCAAUCGCCACAAUCAGAUCCACUGCUUUGUUGCUAGAGUUCAUGGGUCAUCCAGAAGCUGCCCAAGAAAUUAACAAUGCCGUCGAAGCCAACUUGCGUGAACAAGCUAUCAAGACCCCAGACUUGGGUGGCAAGUCCACCACGCAGCAAGUGAUCGAUGAUGUUCUAUCUAAGAUGUAA
Molecule: messenger RNA, 1107 nt
Organism: Lachancea sp. 'fantastica'
Lineage: Eukaryota; Fungi; Ascomycota; Saccharomycetes; Saccharomycetales; Saccharomycetaceae
Source: the annotation of a GenBank genome assembly